AUGAUCUUGACACCAUUCCACAACAUUGACACAGCUACAAAGACCCAGGAAGAUCUCAUUUUUAGAUGCAAGCGUGAAGCUUCAGGAAAAGAAAAGAAGUCUGAUUCAGUAGAUCUAAAAUUUGAAGCUUUAGAACCAGAUUCAGACCCAUGUUCAUAUGAAACACCAAUAUUUGAACUUGAAUUUUAUAUUGUACUUUAUCUUAUUCACUAUUAA
This is a messenger RNA of Entrophospora candida, 216 nucleotides long. The record is from the annotation of a GenBank genome assembly. Lineage: Eukaryota; Fungi; Glomeromycota; Glomeromycetes; Entrophosporales; Entrophosporaceae.